GACUGGAAUGAACACAGACGCCUUCGUAACAAAGUAACCGAAAUAAACAGAAAGGCAAGAAAAGAUUACUUCAGAAACAAGCUUGAAGAAAAUCGUGGAAAACCUAAAGCUUUCUGGGACGCAUUACGUCUGGUCCUUCCAUCCAAGAAAAACUGCAAUGAAAUUGAAAGGUUAGUGGUUGAUGGCGAAGAGUUAAGUGACAAGCGUGACAUUGCUAAUUCUUUAAACGAAUAUUUUACAACAAUUGCAUCCUCGUUGUUAGCCAGUCACCAAUCCCACGAGUACCAAGCAGCUCCACAGCAGGAAAACGACCCGGUCAUUUCAAACUGCGCAAAAAUGGACAAUGUUUGA
This is a messenger RNA of Paramuricea clavata, 351 nucleotides long. Lineage: Eukaryota; Metazoa; Cnidaria; Anthozoa; Malacalcyonacea; Plexauridae. The record is from the annotation of a GenBank genome assembly.